Pelobates fuscus (common spadefoot toad) is the source of this 1052-nucleotide messenger RNA. It is a transcript of the gene CD63, whose product is annotated as CD63 molecule. The coding region runs from base 138 to 854 and encodes 238 amino acids. The transcript has 8 exons. Gene Ontology annotation, biological process: regulation of vascular endothelial growth factor signaling pathway. Gene Ontology annotation, cellular component: plasma membrane. NCBI's taxonomy places the organism in Eukaryota, Metazoa, Chordata, Amphibia, Anura, Pelobatidae. The record is from RefSeq and is a predicted model, not a curated record.
UUUAGGGAGGAGGCGGGGGGAGGUGUGCUCACAGUCACCAUUUAGUGAGAGCUCAGUCUGCGAUCAGCACCGCCCGGAGAAGCAACAGAUUGAGGACAAGGCUUCACUAGGAGCAGUAAGAGAGCCAGCUCAGCAGGAUGGCGGUGGAAGGAGGCAUGAAAUGUGUGAAAUACUUAAUGUUCAUCUUUAACUUCAUAUUCUGGAUCUGUGGAGUUGCUCUGAUUGCCCUGGGAAUCUACGUUCAGGUUCAGCUAAAUCACUCCAUAUUGAUAAAAAAUGCCUCCUCUUCAGGUGCUCCAAUAGUAAUCAUUGCAGUGGGAGUUGUCAUUUUCUUCAUCUCCUUCUUUGGGUGCUGUGGUGCCGUUAAGGAGAACUAUUGCAUGGUGACAACGUUUGCUGUUCUCCUCGUCUUGAUUUUCCUGGUAGAGAUCGCUGCUGCCAUUGCUGGAUAUGUCCUGAGGGAUAAGGCUCGUACAGCAUUUCAAGAAGUGUUUAUCGAUGGAAUGAAAAACUAUACAACUAAAGACAUCUCUGAAGCCAUUAACGCAGCCCAGAGAGAUUUCAAGUGCUGUGGUGCUGCCAACUACACAGAUUGGGAUAAAUAUGGUCCAUUUAUUGGCAAAAAUGAAGUGCCAGAUUCAUGCUGUAAGAAUGAGACCAAAGACUGCGGAAAGAAUUACAACACGACCAAUAUAAAUACUGAUGGUUGUGUGGAAGGGAUCUAUACCAUGAUUAAAGGAAAUAUUGCCAUUAUUGCUGGAGUGGCGCUAGGAAUUGCCUUCUUUGAGAUCCUGGGAAUUAUCUUUGCCUGUUGCCUAAUGAAGGGAAUACGCAGUGGAUAUGAAGUCAUGUGAUCAGACGUCCUGCUGUAGAUGCCAUUAUGUCACUUCCUAUGUUGCCCUAAGGCAGCAGUGAUGCAUGCCAUACUCAUCAGAAUGUGGCAGUGUCUCUGCAUGUCACUCACUUUUGAUAUGACUAGGCCUGUGUGUAUAAAUACUUCUUCAUCACCAGUUAUUUGUUUUUAUAAUAUAUAUUUGUAGUUAAAAUGUCAA